This is a messenger RNA of Trichoderma reesei QM6a, 4473 nucleotides long. RefSeq lists its product as uncharacterized. Lineage: Eukaryota; Fungi; Ascomycota; Sordariomycetes; Hypocreales; Hypocreaceae. The coding region runs from base 1 to 4473 and encodes 1490 amino acids. The record is from RefSeq and is a predicted model, not a curated record. The transcript is spliced from 4 exons.
AUGCCGUCAAAGCCACGCAAGGCCACUUCAAAGAAGUCCAAGCCCCCCGAGGCGGAAGCUGAAUUCUGGGAGAUUACGGGUAUUCUUGCCGAGAAGACCGUCAAGAAAUCCGUCAAAUACCUUGUCCAGUGGCAGGACGAUCCCGUCACCGGAAAGAAGUUCCCUCCUGAGUGGGUUUCUGAGGUAACACCUGCGGCCAAAAAGGAAUGGGAGAGCAUAAAGGCUGAGAGGCGUCUCCAAGAAGACCAGCAGCAGGCGCAGCAGCAGCAGCAGCAGCAGCAGCAGCAGCUUGAGCGACAGGCUGAAGACCAAGCUGAACCGGGACCAGCGCCGGACCCGGAGAUAGGCCCCAAGAAGCAGCAGCAUCAUCGUCAUCAGCAGCAGCAACAGCAGCAACAGAAACAGCAUCAGCAACAGCAACAGGAGCAACAAGGACAGCCAGAAGACCAGAAGGCGUCCUCAUCAGAUUCAGACAGUGACGAUAGCCAGCCGCCGCGUCCUGCUCAACGACGGCGUAUCGACCAAGGUCAGAAGAAGCGUCCCCGUUCAGCCUCAUUGUGUUCGGCAUCUUCACUUGGCUCUCGUGCUCCGCCGCGUAAGGUACUCAGAAGCGACACUGGCGGGUCUCUUGAGCCUCCCGUGUCCCUUGUGUCUUCACCCUCGAUCCCUUCGCCAUCUGAAGUCUCGGAGCUACCUGAAGCAGUCGUCGCAGACCUUCCCGAAGUUGUCGUCUCGGAUCUGCAUGACGGAGUCGCAUCUGACCUGUCUGACGAAGUCCUCUCGAAACAUAAUUCGCCAGAUAGGUCUCGGUCUAUGGUGGUGGCGAUCCCCGAGCCUUCGAACCUCGAUCCAGCUGAUUAUCUGAGCAUCUUUGGUUCGCAAUCGCAAUCGAGCGGCAAUUCUACGCAGCAGGUAGCCGAACGCGAAACUCAGGGCAGCCUGCUCUCCAUCACACAGAGCAGCCAAGCCCCAGCGAUCCAAGGGAUUGAGAGUCAAGAAACUGUGGGUCAAGCGACUGUGCCCGACUCCCAGGAGACAUCGGAUCAAUCUUGGACCCAAGCUCAGGUUGACUUGUUGCCUCCAUCUCGCACGUUGACUGAUCCCCAGCCUCAAGGCAGCUUACCAGACUCCAGCUCGCGCGUCAUCCCAGAUUCUCUCGAGGAUCCCUCCACAACGGCGACACAUCAGUCCAAGGCAACUCAAGACCGACAGGCAUCUUCACCGUCAAAGUCUCGCAACGCAUCCGAGGCCCCCCUUCAGGAGUCUCAUGAAACUGGCAGUUCUGACAUUCCUUCACACCAGCCCGAGCAGCUGAGAGAGGCCACAGACAUCCACAGCCCUUCUUUGUCCGAAUCUGUGUCACACAGCACGCCAGCCCCCCGUGCGACACAGCUUCCGGGUUCGUCAAGCUCGGCAGAGGCUAUACCCACGCAAUCAGACGCAAGCCCAAGGUUUCUUACUCAGCCACCCUUUUCGCUCGUCCUGGAGCCUCCGCAGAGUUCUGUGCCCAGUCGAAUCCUUGAAUCGCCUGCCCAUCCAGUUGCGGAGGUUGUUUCCACCACUACCUUCGGGACUUCCUCUGCGUCAGAUCCAGGAGCUUCUCAGGCCGCUCAAAUCGUCGCCCGCGUUUGGGACCCACCAACUCAACAUCUUGGGGACAGCCCGUCCCCGUCCGAGUCCGAACAGAUCCGCCAUCAACUGGAGGCCGUUGCUGUUCCAUCACAGCCAGUAGCGCCGGCAGGUCUCACGAGGCAUCCAAGAGCAACUGCAACACCGCCGACAAAGCAUUCGACCCCGCUCAGCCUUUACAAGCGUCGAAGGAUGGAGAACGAGACUCCGGAGCAAGCUGCCGAGAGGCGGCGAUCGACGUUGGACGCAGAGCUCUCACAGAUAUUCCGCUUUGACGAUGAUGACGACGAUAAAGCUCCUUCUGCACAUGCUACCAGUCAGCCAACGGCCCAGCAGGUGCAGCACGACCAGGUCUUGGCUAACGAAAACGUCGAGCACGUUGCGCCAGCAGAUGAGAGAAGCGCGCCUCAUGCCCACACUGAGUUGCCCAUGCAUUCGACCGAUAUGCACCAUGCCGUCGAGUUGCCCAGCAGCCAAGGCCAUGAUCAGCACGAGAGCAUGGGUCCAGUAACAGCUAAUGCGGCUGUUGUGGUACCUGAAAUCCAGGGGGUCGCCGCUUUAGAUACAGCAGCGGAAUCACAAACCCCAACUCCACACCAACCGGUUGCCGCUGAGUUGGCCGAUAUUUUCGGCUCAGCUUUCGUCGGAGCGGACCUGGAGCCACCCCCUACGACUGCCCCUGAUUAUAUACACGCAGAGCCAUCUACAGUCUCCCUUGCCGACAUUAGUCGCCAACCAGAACCAGCAUACAGAGAUGUGCCUCUUAUGUCUUUUAUAAACCCGGAAGAAACCCUGAUGCACGAGUCGUUCACGGACACUGCUCCCUCAGAGCAGGUUCAAGCCGAACAUAGCCCCAGCGAAUCAUCGGCGUCUUUCACAGAACAGCCGUCAGCGGUUAAGGAGCAUGUUGUUACUCUCCCUUAUCAAGCGAGCUUGCGCGAGAAGUAUGACACCAUCAUUGUCGCAUACAAGAACUCAAUCAAGGAGUUCAACAGGUCAUUCAGCGACGAGGACUACUCAGAGCCAGAUCAGUCCCUAGUCGCGCGCAUUGACGAGCUGUUCAACAGCCUCUUGAACCUAUGUGAUUAUCCGGGGGAUGCGGUGGGCAGCGACCUGGAAAAGCUGUCUCCUGAGGAUCAGGCCAGGUAUUGCUGCGACGCGAACCCGAAAUUCAACUUUUUACGUGAGCUGUUGAGAGGCGUUGAGAAUCAUCUCAACAUCUUGAUCGUCGCUCGCUCACCAGAUCUCCUCCGUCUCCUUGGCCAUUUAGCAUGGGCUGUCAAGAUGCCGUUUACUUGCAAGGCUACUGGCCACGUCGAUCCAGGCGAUUCAGGCUUCAGGAUGGUCCUCGCACUGCCGACGGAGUUUGUUGACGCCCGGAAAUUCGAUGUCGUGAUCGGAUACGACCAUUCGUUCAGACACUCUGCCGUCGCACAAGGAUUAUCAACCCACUCCAGUAGCGGCAGGCAUCCACUGGUUUUGCAGCUCGUCACGACCCAUUCCAUCGAACAUAUUGAUCUUCAUAUACCGGACGAUCUGACUCUGCUGGAGCGCAAGAGCGUUCUGGUCUCCGCGAUUGUGCGCGCUCGACAACUCGUGGAAAGGCCAGAUCCCAACCAACCUGAGCCGCAUGAAAUUGCCGCCCAAAUCAUCGAGUACCUCUCGAGCGAUGAAGAGCCUUUUUUGUGGGAACCGACUCCCGUCCCAGAGAACAUACUUGAUGUCUACGUCCACUCUCAAUCGCGGUCGCAAUUGCCGACCACCGCCCAACGCGACCUGGAAAUUGGUCGCAAGCGCAAACAUAACGAAUCGGAUGACUCUGAGAACAAGCGAGCACGAGUGCUUUCUGCAAACGAGGUAGUGUCAGCGAUUGGAACAGGUUUGCCUCCAGUUUCCGACGAAGUCAAGGCGCUGUUGAAGUAUGCCACACCGAGGGCAGACACCUCUCGGCCACAAGUAUUGAUCAACGUACCGCAUACUGCGUUGCAAGUAUUGGCUGAAAAGUUCUCGGAUUACGAGCACCGCCUCGAAGCUUCCAAUCGUGAUGCAGAAUACAGAGCUGUCAUCACAAGCCUGGAGAAGCGGGUCAAGGAGUACGAAAGAUCAACGCACAUAAUCUAUGAGACCGAGCGUGUGGCGCUUCAAGACCGCUCUCGGUUCGAAGGCGAGAAGCGUAAGAUCGAGGCUGCCAUGCAAUCUGCUGCGGCUCAGGCAGAGAGGGAAGCCGAGAAAGCGAGGAGGAAGAUCUCGGAGCUGGAAACCACUGUGGCGCGGCUGACGCAAGACCCCAAUGCCUCCGAUCCGCAGGAUACGCCUCUGGCAAGAUCCGAGAAGCUCUUGCAGGAGGCGCAGGCUAAGAUUGCUAUGCUCGAGAAGCGGCUGGAGAAUGCCCACAAAGAGGCAGACUAUAUUCGGUCGACAUACCAGGACGCUGCCUCUAGGGCGUCUGAAUUGCAGGCAGAAAAUAACCAACUCAGGAAACAAAACGAGGAUCUCAGCGAGAAAGCUGCUGAGAAUUCAGUCCGGAUUCAUGAGAUCCAGGAGCGCAACACUGCGCAUAUCUAUCUCCAGCAGAUUGCAGAGCUCAAGGCUCAGAUCCAGAGCAGAGAUAUGGAGCUCGAGCGUGCUCGUGAAGAGCUUCGUCAGCUUAAGAACGGACGGCGAGAGACCCGGCAGUCUAGCGUACCGCGGAGUCCACGCAUGGGCAUGAUGAGCCCGCGAACGAUUGCCCGAGGGUACGGAGGCCCGUCUAGCAGGGGGGCCAGUCCUGCUGCGAGCGGCGACGGGAUGCAGUUCUAUGGUCAGCAGUCUGGAAAUGGCCGAUGGGAUCAUCUGAGGGGAUGA